AUGCUGCUGAAGUACGACAUAAGUCGGCAGGUUCACACCAAUUCCUGCAGCUCAACGUGGAAAAUCCGUGGAUUCACUCGCAGCAUGCUACUUGAUCGUGAUCACGAUCGUCACUGUCACAUAAUUGGAUCAAUCAACAUUGGAUCGGUUGCCGGCAUAAGGUUGAUGUUGACGCUCGUACAGUUAUUGCGUCAUCUGGAGCUCAUUCGCUCGGAGAGACUGUUUGAGUACGAGAGUACUGAGCAAGUGGACAUCCCGUAUUGCCUACGAUGCAUACUCAGCUCGAACCCCACUCAUUCUCUCAGCUUGUUCGGUGUGCUGUAG
Molecule: messenger RNA, 324 nt
Organism: Peronospora matthiolae
Lineage: Eukaryota; Oomycota; Peronosporomycetes; Peronosporales; Peronosporaceae
Source: the annotation of a GenBank genome assembly